GAAAUGGAUUGAUCUGCCGGUUUUGAGGGAAAGUGUUAGAUGUAAACGGAUUACCAAUUGGACAUGGUCUGCUGGUCUGCAGAUGAUUUUGAAAUGUGACGAAAACAAAGCUUUCGAUGUAAAGCAUGUCACUGAAAAGUGUUGCUGUCAGUGAGAAUGACAGCUGAAAUAAUAAAUAUGAGCACAAAACGAUCUGUGCUGAGAAGAAGCAAAACAUGUGUUGUGGAUUCUGUAGGAAUACGACGGUCGUUCCAGUUGGAAAAAAUCAGCGAUGAGCCUCCAACCCGUGAAUCUUCCGUGACGAAUGAGGCUCAUGUGUCUCCAAAGUCUUCCUGUCAGGCACUCCGACAUGCCGUGUCGGCCCUCACACGUCUCGAUGAUUUCAUCUGUGAAAAACUGGGGCAAGGAUUCUUUUCUGAUGUGUACAAGGUGACCCACCGGACCACGAACCAGGUGAUGGUGCUGAAGAUGAACAAGUCGGACACGAACCGGCCCAACAUGCUGCGAGAAGUCCAGCUCAUGAACCGACUCUCACACAGGAACAUCCUCAGAUUUAUGGGAGUGUGUGUCCAUGAAGGUCAACUUCAUGCCCUGACUGAGUACAUCAAUGGAGGCAGCCUGGAGCAGCUGCUGGCUGGGGAGGAGGAACUGCCGUGGAUGUUAAGAAUAGGUCUGUCCAUUGACAUCGCGUCUGGCAUGAAGUACAUCCAUUCCCGGGGAUUCUUUCACAGAGACCUAACUUCCAAGAAUGUGUUAAUCAAGCAGGAAGACAAUGAGAAAUACACGGCAAUAAUAGCUGAUUUUGGAUUUGCCACAAAGAUCCCAGAUCCUUUGGAUGUUGACUACCGAUUGUCCAUUGUUGGAUCCCCGUACUGGAUGGGCCCGGAAGUGCUUAGAGGGGAGCAGUACAACGAAAAGGUUGAUGUUUUCUCCUUUGGUGUUAUUAUGUGUGAGAUCACAGCUCGGAUAGAAGCAGACCCUGAUGUUUUACCCCGCACUCAGAAUUUUGGAGUUGACUAUGUGGCGUUUAGUGAGAAGGUGGAGUAUUGUCCCUUGGAUUUUCUUCAGCUUGCCUUCAGAUGCUGUCAGGUUGAUCCGAAAAAGCGUCCAUCGUUUGAUGAUAUAAUUGACCCUCUUGAAAAGAUUCAGAACAACCUUCAGAAUGAUAUUCUCUGUCAGGAGCGGGAGAGAUUGGCUAAAGCAAAGAUUUGCAAAAGAUCAAGAUCAGAAGACAACAUUUUACAAGCCAAUGACAGUUCAAGUGACAUAGAAAACUUUGAUGAGCCGUCAUUUCUAACACCCCUCCUGAUUGGUCAAGUUAUGAGCAGAGACGAUCCCUACUAUGCUCCAACCAAUAGCAACCCUUUCGCUGGGCUGCAGCGCUUCAAAGAUGGCCACAAAGUAUUUGGCACCUCCUGUGAUAAUAACUCUGAACUCUACGAUCUUCCCUCUCCAGCCUACCCAUUCACUCCUCCCGUGACCCCCAUGACCCCUGACCUCAACAGUAGCAAAAGUAACGUGAUGUGGGGACGGAACUGCCAUUCCUUGCCGACGUCGCCGGUGCUGUUACGUCGAGCCGCUGAAAAGCUCCACCAGGAGUCGCUGCACGGCAGCGCCAAGUGGAACUCGUCCAAAAGAAUGAAUCAACGAUCAAGAUCAAAAAGUGCAAUAAUCUCGGACGCUGUCGCCAUCAAGCUUCAGUACGAUUUCAUCAACAAUCCUGAGCGGUUCCAGAGGAACGAGCCCAUUUGCGAGAGCAGCGACGAAUCAGAAUCGGUGUACUUAGACUGUCCAAUAGAAUUCAACCCAUCGCUGGGCAACCACCAGUCUAGUCAGUGGUGCUCGGGCAAACGGAAGUCGUUCCCACACAUCAAGCAGCAGAGCAUGGACUGCAUGUAUCCCCUGGCAACGAGCAGUUGCCCCAACAACAACAGACUGUUUCUCGACAAGCGUGGCGGCUGUGAUUGUUUGCCGCUGGAAACAGGUGAUGUGAAAGACAAGAGAAGAGACUUCAGCCCACCUAGUAUGCGAAGUUCGUGCGAAUCAUUUAUGUCGAUCGACGAACACUUCCUCUCUCCUACCAGCUCUCUUUCAAGUUACAGUGAACCCAAUGACUAAAAUAUUACGUAUAUCGACAUCACUUUCUGCAAGGUUUUUUAGUUAGAUUUAAAACAUACUAUAUAAAAGGUAUGGUUAAAAAUAAUCUGUGGUCAGAUUUUCUUUGUUCAUGUAUGUGAUAGGAAAAGAAAGAAUUUUAUUUUUUGGAAAACUCAAAUCUUUGUAAUAGAGUAAAUACACACUAAAUGCUAUUUCUGUUGGAACAGGUUGUUAAAGGGAAAUAACUCCUAUAUUUUAAAGACAAGUAGCUUUCAGUUUGAAACCUUGGACAGUGUGAGAAGAAAGGUGUGUCAUUUCAAAACAUUAGAGAAAGUUCACAUGAUAGUUUAUAAAUAUAGCACCAUAUUGGACAAACACUUUGGAAUUAAUUUUGCCAAGUUCUGGUGCUUUAUAAAGAAAUAAUUGUGUGCAGGUAUAUUCAACAAGAUGAUAUUAUUUAACCAAGUAACUUACAUUAUCAGAAUGUACUUUGUAUAGAUCACUGAUCUACAAAACUUAAGGCAAACAUAACAUUUAGUCUUUUAGCUAGGGAUUUGUUGUCAAUAAAAGAAGGCAUCUGAACAAAAGUUACUUAAACUUGAACCAUAGACUAAUCCACAGUGGUAUAUUUUCACUAUAAUACCACAGUUGGUUUAUUUUGGAUUGUCUUUUAUUUUUACAAAAAAGUUAUAUUUAAUCUUCUCAAAAGUUUCCUUCAUCCAGAUCUGGACCCAUAUUCACAAAAAAGUUUAAAUUUACGUCUACGACUAGCACUUACGUGUGCCGUAGAUUUACGUUUACGUGCAAGAAGCACCUUAUUCUCAAAGAUGGUCGUAAAUAUAAACGU
Gigantopelta aegis is the source of this 2944-nucleotide messenger RNA. Its product is annotated as dual specificity testis-specific protein kinase 2-like. The transcript has 11 exons. Gene Ontology annotation, molecular function: ATP binding; protein serine/threonine kinase activity. Gene Ontology annotation, biological process: protein phosphorylation; actin cytoskeleton organization. NCBI's taxonomy places the organism in Eukaryota, Metazoa, Mollusca, Gastropoda, Neomphalida, Peltospiridae. Bases 157 to 2118 code for a protein of 653 amino acids. The record is from RefSeq and is a predicted model, not a curated record. Gene Ontology annotation, cellular component: nucleus; cytoplasm.